AUGAGCAGCAGUCAGUCCAUUCAGGUGCCGCCCAACCUGACGCUGGCCAUGGUACAGGCGAAGGAAAAGGAGCUGGCGGCGCGCCGCGAAGCUAUUCGUGGGCGGCAGCGGUACGUUGCGUCUGAAGUUGAGCCGGAUCCCAACUUUCCACCACACUUUUUGUGCAUCAAGCCGCAGAUAUACCACAACAUUAGAGAGCAGGUCCCAGUGAAUCUACAAAGGUUCAUGUAUAUUUUAUGCACUCUGUAUAUCAGCACGAUUUUUCUUAUCAUCUACAAUAUCGUAUGCGCAUUGGUGAAUCUUCUACAAGGCGGGAACGCUGUGCAUUUUGGGUUUUCAUUCCUGUACCUCCUCGGACUCCCUGGUGCCUUCAUUGUGUGGUACUACAACGCCUACUGUGCGACUCGGGAUGAGUCACGCCCGCGUCAACUGUUAGCAUACCUUGGUUUGCUCUUUGGGGUUGGCUUUGACGUGUGGAUGGCAAUUGGUGUGCCAGGGCUUGGCGGAUGCGGCUGGAUCAUAACACUGGGGCUGACAGGUAAGACUGCCGCAUUCGUCAUGUUUUUGAUUGCCUCCGUUCUGUGGACUCUGCAUGGGGUUAUUCUAUUCUUCAUGCUUCUGCACUACUGGCGCUCCUCACCGAGUGGGAAACGCACACAGUAUGAGGCCAAUGCACUCUAG
Molecule: messenger RNA, 681 nt
Organism: Trypanosoma grayi
Lineage: Eukaryota; Euglenozoa; Kinetoplastea; Trypanosomatida; Trypanosomatidae
Product: putative membrane-trafficking protein
Exons: 1
Coding region: 1-681 (226 amino acids)
Biological process (GO): protein transport
Cellular component (GO): trans-Golgi network membrane; recycling endosome membrane
Source: RefSeq, a predicted model, not a curated record